Molecule: messenger RNA, 1765 nt
Organism: Capsicum annuum
Lineage: Eukaryota; Viridiplantae; Streptophyta; Magnoliopsida; Solanales; Solanaceae
Product: serine carboxypeptidase-like 50
Exons: 1
Coding region: 89-1441 (450 amino acids)
Biological process (GO): proteolysis
Molecular function (GO): serine-type carboxypeptidase activity
Source: RefSeq, a predicted model, not a curated record
UCCUUUUUCCCAUCUUUCGUGGAAUCUUUAUUUCUUCGAUACUUUAGUGCCCCCUUCUCUACACUCACUCCAUCAAGAUUUGCCAAUAAUGGAUUUCAAACUCCUCUCAUUUCUCAUCUUUCACUACUCAAUUACUUCAUCAUCAAUCAUUGCAUCCCUUCCACUCCCUAAACAAUCUCUCCCCACGAAAUCGGGCUAUCUCUCCGUAAACUCCACCACCAACUCCGCCAUUUUCUACACAUUCUACGAAGCCCGAAAUCCUACCGCACCUUUAUCUCAAACUCCAAUUCUCAUUUGGCUUCAAGGUGGACCUGGAUGCUCUUCUAUGCUCGGAAACUUCUAUGAACUAGGCCCCUGGCGCGUCUCGUCUUCUCACAGUCAUAACGCCAAACAUGUCACGCUCACUCGUAAUCGGGAAUCUUGGAAUCGAAUAUUUGGACUCCUUUUUCUUGAUAAUCCCAUUGGUGUUGGCUUUAGCAUUGCUUCAACACCUGAAGAAAUUCCGAGGAACCAAAAAGACGUGGCGAAGCAUUUAUAUAUCGCGAUCAAGAAGUUUAUUAAGAUGAAUGCAUUGUUCAAGAAUCGGGCUAUUUACAUCACGGGUGAGAGUUAUGCUGGCAAAUAUGUGCCAGCAAUUGGAUAUCAUGUAUUGAAGAAAAAUGCCCGGUUGCCUGUUCGUAGUAAGGUCAAUUUGGUUGGAGUUGUUAUUGGUAAUGGACUAACUGAUCCGAUAAGCCAAGUGGCUACUCAUGCUGCUAAUGCGUAUUACUUUGGAUUGGUAAAUGACAAACAAAAGAGACGAUUAAAGUCGCUUCAAGAAAAGGCGAUUUCGUUGGCGAAGAAUGGGAAUUGGAGUGAAGCAACAAAUGCUAGAAGUGAAGUCUUGAACACGUUACAAAAGAUGUCCGGAAUGCCAACUUUGUAUAACAUUAGAAGGCACAAGCCAUACCAAAACUAUUUGGUUGCCGAGUUUCUGAACGAUGUUGAGGUAAAAAGGGCAUUAGGAGUGAACGAAACUAUUGUUUUCGAGGUGUGCAGUAAGGUGGUGAGGAAAGCACUGCACGAGGAUUUGAUGAAGAGUGUGAAGUAUAUGGUGGAGUUUCUCGUCAAGAAUACUAAAGUUUUGUUGUAUGAAGGUCAGUUGGAUUUGAGAGUUGGCUUAGUGUCAACCGAGGCAUGGGUGAAGAGAAUGAAGUGGGAGGGAAUUGACAAGUUUUUGGAAGCAGAUAGAAAAAUUUGGACAGUUAAUGGUGAGCUAGCAGGGUAUGUGCAGAAAUGGGGGAACUUAAGCCAUGUUGUGGUAUUGAAUUCUGGGCAUUUGGUUCCACAUGAUCAACCGUUGAAUUCUCAGGCCAUGAUUGAAGAUUGGGUCCUCGAAAAGGGACUUUUUGCUAAUCAUCAUAUUGAAAACUUGUCCACCUCUUUGUCUAAUGUACUUUAGUAUAGGAUGGGUGACUCCUCCGGAAGUCCUAGUGUUGCAUCCCUACUUUUGUGGGACUACACUGGGUAUGAUGUUGUUGUUGUACUUUAGGAUCUAGCAAGGUAAUUGUUGUUUUUAACUUUGUAAGAGAUCAUAGUGUCCGUUCCUCCUUCUAGAGUUGUUUAACACUCCUUUUAAGUGUUUUCUUUUGUGAUCUCAUUAAUUCUCUAUUUUAUUCUCAUGAUCAUAGCUAAAUAGCUCCUUGGAUUCAGGUCCUAGAUUUUCUUGCUUAAUGUAAUUACAGUUACAAGAUAAUGAGUUGACAAGUAUCUUUCUUUUUCGGUA